CCGAACGCUUUUACCCCCCCUUCCAGUCCCGAACGCUUUUACCCCCCCUUCCAGUCCCGAACGCUUUUACCCCCCCUUCCAGUCCCGAACGCUUUUACCCCCCCCCUUCCAGUCCCGAACGCUUUUACCCCCCCUUCCAGUCCGGAUACUUUUACCCCCUUCCAGUCCGGACACUUUCCCCCCUUCCAGUCCGGACACUUUCACCCCCCUUCCAGUCCGGACACUUUCACCCCCCUUCCAGUCCGGACACUUUCACCCCCCUUCCAGUCCGGACACUUUCACCCCCCUUCCAGUCCGGACACUUUCACCCCCCUUCCAGUCCGGACACUUUCACCCCCCUUCCAGUCCGGACACUUUCACCCCCCUUCCAGUCCGGACACUUUCACCCCCUUCCUCUCCGGACACUUUCACCCCCUUCCUGUCCGGACACUUUCACCCCCUUCCUCUCCGGACACUUUCACCCCCUUCCUGUCCGGACACUUUCACCCCCUUCCUGUCCGGACACUUUCACCCCUUUCCUCUCCGGACACUUUCACCCCCCUUCCUGUCCGGACACUUUCACCCCCUUCCUGUCCGGACACUUUCACCCCUUUCCUCUCCGGACACUUUCACCCCCCUUCCAGUCCGGACACUUUCACCCCCCUUCCUGUCCAGGCCAAUUUUCAGCUUUCAGCACUAUCACACUUUGAAUGA
Staurois parvus is the source of this 693-nucleotide messenger RNA. The record is from the annotation of a GenBank genome assembly. Lineage: Eukaryota; Metazoa; Chordata; Amphibia; Anura; Ranidae.